AUGGCUGAACAGCAAGCGUUAGCCAAGAGAAUGAGGUUCACCAGCGACUUCGUCACCAUCAAGGCCAUCUCAGGCGACAAGACCGAGACAUUCCAUGUGCAUGAAGAGAUCAUCAAGGAGCGCUCUGAGUACUUUCGCGCGGCAUUCGAUCGUAGAUGGAAGGAGGGCAAAGCACGAGAGAUUGAGAUGCAAGAAGAGCUUCCAGACACCAUCGCAAGCUACCUGGAGUACAUCUACGGCGGAUCAGUCUCGUCGACAUCAGAUCGAGACAAUGCGCACAGAGUUGAGGUCUCGGUGCGCCUGCUGCGUCUCUACGUCUUCGGAGAAAAGAUACAAGACGACGACUUCUGCGAUGCGGUCCUAAGCAUGCUGGCCACUCGAUGUGAUGAGAAGGACAGCGACGAAAGACGAUGGUAUCCUAUCAACGAAGCGGUCCACUUGCUGUACGCUGGCACACCCUCCGGCUCGCCUGCGCGAUCUUUCCUAGUGGACAUGCACCUACAGCACGGAAAUAUUCGCUGGUUGGAGGUCGACGUCAAAUAUCAUCAUCCGGAAUUCCUCCUCGAUCUUGCGCGGCAGUUCAUGCUCACCAAAGAUCACAUGCCGCAUCAGAGCGCUGCUUCGCAGCUUCAUAAGUGGUUGAAGAAGACGAAGAAGGGAACGGAACAAGGAUGA
Molecule: messenger RNA, 675 nt
Organism: Zasmidium cellare ATCC 36951
Lineage: Eukaryota; Fungi; Ascomycota; Dothideomycetes; Mycosphaerellales; Mycosphaerellaceae
Exons: 2
Coding region: 1-675 (224 amino acids)
Molecular function (GO): protein binding
Source: RefSeq, a predicted model, not a curated record